AUGGUCCACACGCGAGGCAUGGGGAAGGCAUCCAGAGCGCCACCUUCGUCAACAAACUCCACUCUCACGCUUCCUGCGCCCUCCCGACGCAUCGCGGGCAAACGCAUCGCUGGCAAACGCACCGCUGGCAAACGUGGCCCAACCAAACGUGCCACCCCCCGGACACCUACAGCCCCCAAGGCCACCCCCUCGAGCGGCGAGCAACCCGAUACCGACGAUGAUUCGAUCACCUGCUGGAUCCCUGCCCCCGAGGUGCCGGGUUUGCGUCCUGUCGAGAAAAAUGACUUUCACACGGAGGGCUUUGUCUGUUUGUGUUACUGGAGUCCCGACAAGACCUGGUUUGCCAUACGUAUCUGCACGCCCAACACUGACCCGAGGCUGCAAGACCUACUGAGAGAUCUUAUCUCCGAAGCCGAGGCGUGGAGUAAGAAGGAAGAGAAGCAGGGCGGUGGUGCGGGAGGCGUCCCGGACAAAACCACCAGCAUCGAGAAUUUCAUCCGCGACACCAGUCCCUCGCGCUGGUACAGCGAAGAUGAUGGAGGAAAACAGCUGGAUCAAUUCAGCUGGGUGCCCCAGAUGGCAUGCAUGCAGUUCGACGAAACCUUUGCCCGCGAGAACAAGCUGCCUUUCGUGGAUCUGGCGAUAAAGGACCUCGCGUCCUUCAGGGCAAAGCAAGGCUUGCUCGCCAUGAACGAGUCCGUUCAAGCGAUGCCAGCAAAUGAGGAGGAGAUGCCAGUCAACAAUGAAGAGGCGAUGGCCGUCGAUGAUCAGGAGGAGCCAGUAAAUGUGGAGGAUAUGCCAGUCGGCAAUGAAGAGGUGGUGGUCAUCGAUGAUCAGGAGGAGCCAGCAAAUGAGGAGGAUAUGCCGGUCAACAAUGAAGAGGUGAUGGUCAUCGAUGAUCAGGAGGAGCCAGCAAAUGAAGAGGAUAUGCCGGUCAAUGAUGAAGAGGUGAUGGUCAUCGAUGAUCAGGAGAAGCCAGCAAAUGAGGGGGAGAUGCUCACCGAGGAGCAGGAGAAGGCUGCCGAGAAGGAAGAGAAGCCGGCAGAUGAGGAGGGGAAGCCUGCCGAGAAGGAGCAGAAGCCUUCCGAUGAGGAGGAGAAGGCCGCCAAUGAGCAGGAGAAGCCUGCCAACGAGGAGGACGCCAACGACAAGGCCGCUGAGCCGGAAGAGUCUUAG
This is a messenger RNA of Fonsecaea pedrosoi CBS 271.37, 1176 nucleotides long. RefSeq lists its product as uncharacterized. Bases 1 to 1176 code for a protein of 391 amino acids. The transcript is spliced from 2 exons. NCBI's taxonomy places the organism in Eukaryota, Fungi, Ascomycota, Eurotiomycetes, Chaetothyriales, Herpotrichiellaceae. The record is from RefSeq and is a predicted model, not a curated record.